AUUGGCUCCCCCGCUCCAGUCCCCAGUCGCGUCCUACCUGGUGGGAGGUGGCUGCUCCCCCCCUCUGCCGCCCUACUCGCCCAGCGGCGGGCUGGGAGGAAAAGUCCUGCCUGGGAGCACUGAGCCAGCGCAGCACCGACAGGGAAGAGCAUCCCCAUGGCUUCUUGGAAAGCUUUUCUCUUCUCCCCCUUGCUUCUGUGCAAUCAAAGUAGAGGGGUGAGGUUGAUGUUCUUGCUACUGACUCUGCAUCUGGGAAACUGUGUUGAUAAAGCAGAUGAUGAAGAUGAUGAGGAUUUAACAGUGAACAAAACUUGGGUCCUGGCUCCAAAAAUACAUGAAGGAGAUAUUACACAAAUUCUCAAUUCAUUGCUUCAAGGCUAUGACAAUAAACUUCGUCCAGAUAUAGGAGUGAGGCCCACCGUAAUUGAAACUGAUGUUUAUGUAAACAGCAUUGGACCGGUGGAUCCCAUAAAUAUGGAAUACACAAUAGACAUUAUUUUUGCCCAAACCUGGUUUGACAGUCGUUUAAAAUUCAAUAGUACCAUGAAAGUGCUUAUGCUUAACAGCAAUAUGGUCGGAAAAAUUUGGAUUCCUGACACUUUCUUCAGAAACUCAAGAAAAUCUGAUGCUCACUGGAUAACAACUCCUAAUCGUCUACUUCGCAUUUGGAAUGAUGGACGAGUUCUGUACACCCUGAGAUUGACAAUUAAUGCAGAAUGUUACCUUCAGCUUCAUAACUUUCCUAUGGAUGAACAUUCCUGUCCAUUGGAAUUUUCAAGCUAUGGAUAUCCUAAAAAUGAAAUUGAGUAUAAGUGGAAAAAGCCCUCUGUAGAAGUGGCUGAUCCAAAAUACUGGAGGUUGUAUCAGUUUGCAUUUGUAGGGUUACGGAACUCAACUGAAAUCUCUCACACGAUCUCUGGGGAUUAUGUUAUCAUGACAAUUUUUUUUGACCUGAGCAGACGUAUGGGAUAUUUCACUAUUCAGACCUACAUUCCUUGCAUUCUGACGGUUGUGCUUUCUUGGGUGUCUUUUUGGAUCAAUAAAGAUGCAGUACCUGCAAGAACAUCACUGGGUAUCACUACAGUUCUGACGAUGACAACCCUGAGUACAAUUGCCAGGAAGUCCUUGCCGAAGGUUUCCUACGUGACUGCGAUGGAUCUCUUUGUCUCUGUUUGUUUCAUUUUUGUUUUUGCAGCCUUGAUGGAGUAUGGAACCCUGCACUAUUUUACCAGCAACCAAAAAGGAAAGACUACUAGAGACAGAAAGCUAAAAAGCAAGGCCUCGACAUCCUCUGGUCUCCACCCUGGAUCCACUCUGAUUCCAAUGAAUAGCAUUUCUGUGCCGCAAGGCGAAGAUGAUUAUGGGUACCAGUGUCUGGAGGGCAAAGAUUGUGCCAGCUUCUUCUGCUGCUUUGAAGACUGCAGAACAGGAUCUUGGCGGGAAGGAAGGAUACACAUCCGCAUUGCCAAAAUUGACUCUUAUUCGAGAAUAUUUUUUCCAACAGCUUUUGCCCUGUUCAAUCUGGUUUAUUGGGUUGGCUAUCUUUACUUAUAAUUUCCACUUCAUAGGCAAAAAUCUUAAGUCUGACUAAAUCCAGUAUUAUCUUUUGUACUUCAGUAAGAUGAAGUUUAAAUUUAAAAUGCAGAGAAACCAAUGGUUAAAAUGUGAAUAGAAUUGCAGUUAUUUUAAGUCCUUCAUAGGUAAAUAAAUUAGCAGCUUUUAGAUUAAUCUACAUGAAACUGAUUAGGUACAAAAUCCAGUGAAUAAAAAAUGAUUAUAUAUUUUUACUUUAAUUUUCUUUAAUUUACUUACAUCCUAUUAUAAUUUUGGUUUUGUAAUUUCUAUGAUUCAUAUUUUAAAGAUGGGAUAAUUUUAACAUAUAUUUAAUCAUUAUUUAUAAUGUGAAAAUAAUGUUCAAUAUUUAUGUAGUAAUUUACCUAGAAAAGAUUGAUUUUUUUUCUUGCUUUUUAUUUGUAUGCCCCAUUUGAAAUGCAGUUAGUUAAAAAUGUAACAUCAUGAUUUUCUUGGUUGUAUUUCCAAGAUGUUUUACUCCCAAGAAGAAAUUGAUUUAUUUUUAAAUUAUGAAUUAUAGAAGACUUAUGAAAAGGCCAAUUUGACCUGUCUUUUAAUCAGUCCAUUUUCUGACUAUUAUAUUAACUAGAACUCUAGUUACGUUUACUUUGGUGAUUUGCAAACUUGAUGGAAAACACCAAAGUCAUUUUUUUUUUUUUUAAAAAAAAGCUGGUUGAAUAAAAUCAGGAAAAAUGUUACAUUUAACCAUUUUAUUCUCUGCCCACAGCAUU
This is a messenger RNA of Lemur catta (Ring-tailed lemur), 2303 nucleotides long. RefSeq names its product gamma-aminobutyric acid type A receptor subunit gamma1 (gene GABRG1). Gene Ontology annotation, biological process: signal transduction; regulation of postsynaptic membrane potential; chloride transport. Bases 157 to 1554 code for a protein of 465 amino acids. Gene Ontology annotation, cellular component: neuron projection; GABA-A receptor complex; postsynapse. The transcript is spliced from 9 exons. Lineage: Eukaryota; Metazoa; Chordata; Mammalia; Primates; Lemuridae. The record is from RefSeq and is a predicted model, not a curated record. Gene Ontology annotation, molecular function: GABA-gated chloride ion channel activity; inhibitory extracellular ligand-gated monoatomic ion channel activity; transmitter-gated monoatomic ion channel activity involved in regulation of postsynaptic membrane potential.